Molecule: messenger RNA, 1535 nt
Organism: Pomacea canaliculata
Lineage: Eukaryota; Metazoa; Mollusca; Gastropoda; Architaenioglossa; Ampullariidae
Product: carbohydrate sulfotransferase 10-like
Exons: 5
Coding region: 231-1535 (434 amino acids)
Biological process (GO): carbohydrate biosynthetic process
Cellular component (GO): membrane
Molecular function (GO): sulfotransferase activity
Source: RefSeq, a predicted model, not a curated record
GCGUGCGUGUGUGCGUGUGUGUGUGCGAUUGUCUGAGAGAUUGUCUGUGUGUGUGUGUGUGUGUGUGUGAGAUUGUCUGUGAGAUUGUCUGUGUGUGUGUGUUGACAGCAAUACACGGGACCUACCAACAGUCCAUCUGUUGCGAAGCUGUGUCACGGUCUGUGGCGGCCAUUGCGCGUGCGAUGUGAGUAGUGCGCCUCCCUCUCGACUCCCCUGUGAUCCGAAGCACCAUGAGGUGUACGACGCGCACCCAACGAGUGUUGUUAUGUCGAGUGUUUCUCUUGGGCAUCGCGCUGGUCAGCGUGUACUUGGUGGGCAAGUCCCUGACAGGAAUCAUGAUUUCAGAUUGCUGGCAAAGGACAAAGAAUACGUUUGAAGAAAAUGGUGUUCUAAUCCCUAUAGGCGUGGAAGUGAGUGACACACAGGAGGGAAAAAGCGGUCAACCCAAAGAACAGCUGCAGCGCCAGAGACAGCGCAUGGAAGGCCGGCAGAGCCAGGCCGAGAGGUACUGCCAGCACACAGGCACGAAGGACGGCGAGACGGAUGAGCAGCACUCACCCACAAGCUGUCCCCUCGUCUCCUUAACUCACCCCUCAAUGUUCUGUUCCAUCGGCAAGAUUGGGUCUACCUUCUGGAGCAGGUUUUACAAGGUUUUGGACAGAAAUGCUUCCAGUCUUCUGGACUCACCGUUCACCGUGCCAGUCAAGGUAGCGGACGAGGAGCGGUGCCAGAGCGCUGACAACAUUGGCUCCUUGACUGCCAGCCGUCGACACGUGGUGAAAUCCAUGUUUGUUCGCGAUCCUUUCUCUCGGCUGUUCUCUGCUUACGUGGACAAACUUCUGGCACCCAAUCCCACCUUCUGGACCACGUGGGGGAUCCCGGCCAUGCUGCUGGAGGGGAGCUUGGAGGCAAAGGAUGUGACUUGCGGUCAUGCGGUGACCUUCCAACAAUUCGUUCGUCUAGUAAAUAAUCGUCUGCAUCGUGAGGAUCCUCACGUUAUCUCCAGCGUGCGCAUGUGCGACCCCUGUAAAAUGAACUAUGACGUCAUAGGCAAGAUGGAGACCUUUUCUGAAGAUUUGCGCUACUUGACCUCCGUCUUGAACGUGACCUUCGACCCCAGACUUUCGCUCGCCACCGAGAGUAAAGUGGACGCCAUUUUGGAUUCGGUGGAAAGCCCUUUCGAGUGGAGGGAGGAUAUCACAAAAUGCAUCUCCACUCAAGAGAUGGGGCGAAGAAUUUGGCGCAAGCUGCAGAUCCGAGGGAUCAUCAUGUCCAGCACCGUCUUCAGCAAAGCGGCUCUGGAGGCCGCCAUCAAGUCCACGGACAAGGACCAGCUGGUGCUGCAGAAAAGACAAGCCUUCAUGGAGGCCUAUCGCACUCUCUCCAUGGACGACAUCCACGUCUUCUCGCAGCUCUUCGCAGACGACUUUGAGGCGUUUGGCUAUGACAAGCGGCCGGCGGCUGUGUUUGACAGAAAUCUCACUUUCGUGGAUACCCAUGCAUUCGAUGUUAACACACCCUGGGCAACCUCUUGA